This is a messenger RNA of Hyalella azteca, 4294 nucleotides long. RefSeq names its product core histone macro-H2A.1. Bases 336 to 1502 code for a protein of 388 amino acids. The transcript has 9 exons. NCBI's taxonomy places the organism in Eukaryota, Metazoa, Arthropoda, Malacostraca, Amphipoda, Hyalellidae. Gene Ontology annotation, molecular function: DNA binding; protein heterodimerization activity; structural constituent of chromatin. Gene Ontology annotation, cellular component: nucleosome. The record is from RefSeq and is a predicted model, not a curated record.
CUCCGCGAACCGCCGGCUGGAUUUCAGAAAUGGCAAGGCAUGUGUAUUUUCAGAAAACAUUAUUCAGUUACUAAAUAUCCUGGAAUAAGCAAUACUUUCGCGACAAUAGUCUGCGAUGGUGAAAUUAAUAAAACCCGGUUUAUAUGAAUUGAAGAGCAAAGUUAGUCCGAGCAUGAAGAACCGUUUGUCCGCUCAUUCCAUUCAUCUAUACGGCCAUUGUGUUGAGCGUAGCAAUGGGAACGAAUUUAGUCUCCUGUGCUUAUUGAUCUUGAGUUCGUCUUGUCACCGAGCUUGUUAAAGCAAAGUGACACGUAAGACUUUCUACUUACUCCAUUAUGUCGUCCCGCGGUGGUGCAAGAAAGCGUUUAAAAAAUAGGAGUAAAUCACAAAGAGCAAAUUUAUUGUUUCCUGUCAGCAGAUUGCAUCGUUACUUGAAGAAAAGCACACAUAAAUUAAGAAUCGGAGUUGGGGCCCCUAUUUAUGCUGCUGCUGUGAUUGAAUAUCUUACAGCUGAGGUGCUCGAGUUGGCCGGCAAUGCUGCCAGAGACAACAAGAAGUCACGCAUCACUCCUCGCCAUAUAUUGCUGGCCAUUGCUAAUGAUGAGGAACUUCACACUUUGUUGCGCAAAGUCACCAUAGCCUCUGGAGGUGUAUUGCCCAAAAUUCAUCCCGAGCUCCUAGCAAAGAAGCGAGGGGGGAAGCUCAUCACAGGAAGUAAUGGACCCCUCACAGUCCCUUACAAGAAGGCCAUUGCUACCAAACCCGUCACUCACAAAAAAGUGAGUCCAGGAAAAGUUGGUCCACCAGGCACAGAUGCCAGCGACUCUGCACCCGUUGCAUCUGUCAAAGCUGCAGGCACGUCAAUCGCCAAAUUGCGACGAGGCAAAGAUGCCAGUGCUACCAGCUCAUCAGUCUCUGCGCCCACCGCCCCCAACUCCUUCUCUGUGUUGUCUGAGAAGAAGCUUUUCCUUGGCCAAAAGCUGACAGUGGUACAGGCAGACAUCGCCUCAGUGUCAGCUGAUGCCGUCGUCAACCCAACCAACUCUUCGUUCUCGCUGGUCGGCGAGUGUGGCCGAGCGCUUGAGAAAAAAGGAGGCAAGGAAUUCGCCAAAAACGUGGCUGACAUCAGCGCCAGUCAUGGACAACUCGCCCAGUCAGAUGUUGCCAUUUGUCCUGGAGGUUCGAGUUUACCAGCCAAGUUCGUUAUCCACGUGAACGGUCCGACCAGUUCGGACACCGACGCGUAUGGGCGGCUGGAGCGCUGCGUCAAGAACUGCUUCGUCCUCGCGGAGUCCCACAAUCUCAAGUCCAUCGCGCUCCCUUCCAUUGGCAGUGGCCGUGCUGGGUUCCCGAAGCAGGCGGCUGCGCAGACCAUCAUCAAGAGCAUUCACCAGUAUUUCGUGAGCUCCAUGUCGUCAUCACUGAAGCAAGUCUACUUUGUUCUCUACGACAUGGAGAGCAUAGGCGUCUACACGUCCGAGCUUGCCAAGCUUGAUGCCUGAACAAAUACAAAGCCCUGCUAACGGUAUUGUGGUUUUGCAGAACACUGCCGUCUGAUGAAGUACAACCUUCGCUGGAUAUGUUGCCCGACGUACUAUCUUAUAAGUGGACUGUCCAGUGUGUCGCCUAGCUUACGAGUGCACGUUUGUGUAGCUUUUCUAAGUGAGCAAUUCAUCUUACUGGUUUCCUUUUCAAUUUCCGCCGGUUACAGCUACAUGAAAAACUUCAUGGCUACUUGAACAACUUUUGCCCAGUGACAAAUGAAUCUUCUGCAAUUUCUUGUGCUAUAACUCACUUUUUGUGAGUUAUUCAUGAUUUCGGUCAUUGCUAAGCUAAACCUCAUUGCCAGUAGAUUCAUAUGCAGUGUAUAUUAUUCAGGUCUCGGGUGUGAGGAUAGGUUGUGGUGACGACAUUCCACGCACAUCUCGUCUCUGUGUAUCAUAUCAUCUGAGCGCCUGACGUACCGUGACAUCUCAUAGGAAUCUUUUUCUGUUUUUCUCCUUUUCUUCUGCUGUUGAUCAGCUUCUUUGUCUACCGGAGAUGCUAGCUCUACCUGAUCAAUGUGGGUGCACUGGCAAUUGUGAGCCUCCAGCUAACUGAUGAUGAAUAAUGUACCUAUCAGUCACAAAUUUUUACUAUCAAGAUCUUGCGUUUUGUUGGCGGUGAACGAUUGCCGGAUGUUAGACUGCCUCGACACUACCAUUAACUUUUUUCCACUCUAUUAUUGCUACAAUUUCAUGAUAUUGACAAUGUUCUGUAUUUUAAAUUAUAUUUAUUGGAUAUUGCCAGAGAGUCUAUUUCAUAGAACCAUUUUUCACGGAGUGCGAUAGAAGUUUAGUCCACGCAAGCUGUCAUGCUGUUCGUAAUAUUAUACUCUUACUUCUGCUCUCACACCUCGCUGCACUCGUUCGUUAAUAUUAAACUGUAUUGAAGCUACCUAGCCUUUUGCGGUGCAAUUGUUUUUUAAGAGUUAAGUCACACACCACGCAUUUAUCUGAUUCAGUUGAUGUUUAGGGACUAAUUUAGCGUGCAACUUCACUCAUCAAAUAAGUGAGCAUUAGUCAGCCAUCUCCUUCUGAAGAGGUCCACGAAUGAUUGUUCGGUGACAAACUUCUAAUUUGUUUGCAGUUAUCCCCUAUUAUCCGUAAUUAAUUAUAGAUGUGAUGAUGCUGAUGAGUAAUAAAUUCCCAGCUCUCUUUUGCAGUGUUUUAUGUUUGGUAUUAUUUAUGGUAUCAUAAACAGUUGAGAAAGUUAAUUCAUGAAUAGCAGUGUAUCGGAUGUACUCUGACAUCGUUCCUUGUAGUUAUAAGCAUUUGCAUGAGUUUCAUACUGUUUAUACUAGUUACGGUAUCAUUGUUAAUGUUCUUGAUGAGUAUAGUAUUAUGUUUUCCAAAAGGCAUUUCUGAAUGCCCCCGUGUUGGUCAGUUAUUAUAUUCUGUUGAAGCUUUAUGUUAUUCUGCAAAUAAGCGCUUUUGGAUUAGUUUAUAAGUCUUUUAUCUACCUAUUCGUUUUGGUAGAAAUAAAUCAUGUGAAAACAUUUUGUUUUGAGAAAUAUGGGAAUAGUUUAUUUCGUCGUAUUUUAUUCGUAAAUCUUAUUAUUCUAGUCUCAGAAAUGUGCUGUUUUGGCCAAAUGAAGAUUAUUUUACAUGUGCUAUUAAAGAUCUAACUUUAAUUACAACAGUUUGUGAACUUUCGUUAGAAUUUGCGGACAUUUAAAAAACACUCAUCCUGUGUCAGUUAAUUGGCAUUAAUUUCCGUGAAUUAAAUGCCACCCAUUGCCACUUCUAGUUUCCUAAAGAAUUCAUUCUUAAAUUUUGGUUCGCGGACAAAGACUUCUCCGUUUAUGAUUUUCCAAUGAAACCUAUUUUAGUUCUGUGUUUUUUUUUUUUGUGGGCAUGUUUGUUCGUGAAGACAUGUGUUUUGAACUGUUUAUUGUAAUGUUCAUUAUAAGGAUGUUUAUGAUUUAAGGAGCAGAGGCGCUGUUUAAGACGUCAGAGGUUGAAAUGUUUUACAUUAGUGAUACGUAUAUGUGAAGAAAUGAAGGUGGCAUACUACAUCAUCAGUCAUUUGUGAUGUGCACAAGUUAAGAUAAUUUAAAUGUUCUAUGUUGCAUGUGACGAGAAACUGUACGUUGAAGAUGUUGUGAGUGGAAUCCUUGUUGAGCACGAGUGAAGAAAUUUAAUCCAGUAAUGAAUGUUCAGAAUUUUUUUACACAUUUGCAGAAGCUUUUCCUUCAUCUCAUGGCAUUCAAAUUUCUGAAAUGGAAGUGUAAAAUUAUAUUUAUCAGGUAUUGUGGGCUCGCACAUUUGCUACAAGUUCAAUAAAACCUCGAGUGUUUCCUAUUACCCGUCACCAAUAUUACUAAUGGAUGUAAUAAUAUUUCACAAUUUUUAUUUUUAAUCGCUUAGUUCGAUUUUAUCAUUUCUUACAACACAGUAAAGCAAUAGUUUUGAUCAUCGCCAACUCAACACCAACUUUAGUGUGCGCGAGUGGUUAAGAUCAGCAAAAUUUUAAUUGCGAUUUUUGCGCCAUAUGAUAAUAUUUAAUGCCUAGCAGAGAUGUGCCCAAUAAUCAUUGCAACUACUGACACGUACCUUAUGUACCGGUAUAUCUUUAUUAAUGUUGAAAGUAGACAUUAUUUUGUAUCCUCUCAUUUCUACUACGGAAAUGGUCCCUUUGAACUUUUUUUGCUACUCUACAAUUUAUGUGUACGGAAAAAAAGUUCCAUUUACUGAACACAUAUUUUUAGCGAAUUUGAAAGUUGGGAAAUGCUUGCAAUAAAAAGUCAUCACAA